This is a messenger RNA of Trichoderma breve, 906 nucleotides long. RefSeq lists its product as uncharacterized. The coding region runs from base 1 to 906 and encodes 301 amino acids. The record is from RefSeq and is a predicted model, not a curated record. NCBI's taxonomy places the organism in Eukaryota, Fungi, Ascomycota, Sordariomycetes, Hypocreales, Hypocreaceae. The transcript has a single exon.
AUGCCUCCGACAACGAAAACAGCCAGACAAGAGGCGGAAGAAGAAGAGCCCUCAUACCCACCAUUCAUGUUUACAUCUUCAGAAGAAAAGACGCUCUACAAACGGAUGAAAGAUGCGUUCAUGGCAAAUUACAAGACCUGGGAUGAUGAGGCCUGUGAAGCUUGGCCACAUCUCGUCGAACAUGCUUCACUGGCGCCGUCAACAAUUGGCAAAAUCACAAAUCAUUGGAUCACCAGAAACAUGACCAGUACCAAAGUGACGUGGGCACAUUAUGUUGCUCUCCGCAUUAUCUACAAGGGGCUUCUCUUCAAGAGCAAAAAAAUGAUGAGGCUCAUUCGAAUGAAAUACCCGAGAGCCAACUUUAGCUCGUAUGCUUACAAUGAGGACUAUACUAUGCCAUUCAAGGCUGAAAAAGAGCAGACCAGGCCACAAAAGACUGAACAAGAGAAGAAUCCAAGCAUAGCUCCCGCCUCUCAAGAUGAACUGAGUGAUCCCCUAUUGGGCAAACGGAAGCGAACACUGCCCGAGGAUACAGGCGGCAAAAGCAAUGCCGAGCACAGGAAUGCUCCCAAGCCUGUCAUACAGAAACAGGAUAAGCCACACGCCGCAAGGCACGAAGCUCACGAUCCACCAGCCGUUCCAAAUAACGAAUUGCCAGAUAUUUUGGAGAUACCGGCGGGAAGCUCCAAUAGAAGAAUGAGCCACCAGGAUAUGGAUCGGGACCGGUUUAUGGAGGCAUUAGAGACCCACGCAAGGAUUGUAACUGAGAACACCAGAGCCUUAGAACGAAAUACAAAGGCUGUGGAAAGAAACUCGGAGCUAUUUGCGAGAUUGACGGAGCAACUGUUGACUCCCGCCGCAAGAGACGAAGAUGAGUGGGCAUUUAUGCGGAAUACAAAGAGGUAG